CCUUCAACAUGGCGCACUGAAAUUCAUUUUCGGGUCACUACCAGAGGACCGAGGAGUCGAGGAGGGGGAUUUGAUGAAAUGAGAAAGGGCAAUGGUGAUACACACUCUGUACAGUAGGUGGCGGUAUGCACCUUAAAGUUGUUUGCAAUCCGCCUUUAAAUCGACAGAAGAAGAAGUGAUGCACCGGAAGUGAUGGUCUCGCUCUUUCUAAUGGAACCAGAUCACGUCUCGUGGCUUCUCUCGGUUCUCUCGCUACAUCCAUGGUUCUCUCUCGGUGUUCCUGAGGAAGUGUGUGUGAGCAGCUGAUCCGUCCAUCGUCUGUGUGUCUGGAUGAACCUCUGACUUUGUGCUCUUUCUUCUGAAGCCUUUAGCUCGGACUCUAGAAGCUAGCUUAGCAUGCUAGCUGGUAACACGCUAGCAACACAGAGUGAGAGAAACGGGAAGUGGUGAUUUAGUAAACAUGAGUGUUGUCCUGCUCUCGUUGGUGAAGCAGCGACUCACUGCGGCUGCUGAAGACAUCUUUGUUCUGUUUGAAAGAACGAUAGCAGAGUACGAGGAGGAACUGUCUCGUUCAAAACAGGAGAACGAGAGACACCGGAAACUACUGGACGCUGUUUUACAGCCUCAGCUUCAGAUCCACAGAGCAGACGUCCAGCAGCUGGUGGUGGUUAAAGAAGAGGUUCCCCCUGAACAGCAGGAGUGGAGCUCCAGUCUGGACCAGGAGGACCCGGAGCCCCCCCCACACAUUAAAGAGGAACAGGAGGAACUCUGGAGCAGUCAGGAGGGAGAGCAGCUUCAAGCGCUGGAGGAGGCUGAUAUCACCAAGUCCACAUUCACUCCUGUCCCUGUGAAGAGUGAAGAUGAUGAAGAGAAACCUCAGUCCUCUCAGCUUCAUCAAAGACAAACUGAACACCUGGAAACAGAAGCUGAUGGAGAGGACUCUGGAGGACCAGAACCAGCCAGGAACUCGGAUCCAGAGAGACAUUUACAACCAGAGACUGAGGACAACCCUGGAGACUCUUCAGAACCUGAGACUGGAGACUCUUCUGAACCUGACACUGAAGACAGUGCUGAUUGGAAGGAGACCAGAGAACCAGGUUCAAAGUCUCAGAAAAAUAAACAAAACCCUGUCAGUGAUUCAAGACGUAGUGCAGGAGAGAAACCAUUUAGCUGCUCUUUGUGUGAGAAAGAAAUUCGCAGCAAGUCAAAUCUAAAAGUACACAUGAGAAUCCACACAGGGGAGAAACCAUUCAGCUGCUCAAUUUGUAAGAAAUCUUUUGGAAAGAGGGGAGAUUUAAAGGACCACAUGAGAAUCCACACAGGAGAGAAACCAUUCAGCUGCUCAAUUUGUAAGAAAUCUUUUGGACAGAGAGGAAAUUUAAAGUACCACCUGAGAAUCCACACAGGAGAGAAACCAUUCAGCUGCUCAGUCUGUAAGAAAUAUUUUGCAAAGAGUAGACAUUUAAAGUACCACAUGAGAAUUCACACAGGAGAGGAACCAUUCAGCUGCUCUAUUUGUAAGACAUCUUUUGGACAGAGAGGACAUUUAAAGUACCACCUGAGAAUCCACACAGGAGAGAAACCAUUCAGCUGCAGUGUUUGUGACAAAAGAUUCACCCGGAGAUAUCUGGUCAAAAUCCAUAAGUGUGUUGGUCGUCAGUCAUCACAGCUUCAUCAAACUCAAACUGAGGAGAUCAGAGAGGCAGAGCCUCCAGCCAGCAUCUCAGCUGAACACCUGGAAACAGAAGCUGAUGGAGAGGACUGUGGAGGACCAGAACCAGCCAGGAACUCAGAUCCAGAGAGACAUUUACAACCAGAUACUGAGGACAACCCUGGAGACUCUUCAGAACCUGACCCUGAAGACAGUGAUUAUUGUUAGGUUCAAACUCUUUGAGUUAGUCCCAGUAAAUGUGUAUAACGCGAUACCUGCUCGAAAUGUGUUAAAACAUCAUUGCUCUAAGUGAAGUCUGAAUGUGUAUUAAAACAAAUAUUAAGCACAGAAACAAGUCCAUUGUGCUCUUAUGACACAAAAGUAACCAACACACUGACAGAGAACCAGAGCCAGCCAAGAACAUGACUUUAGCUUCUCCUGACCCUGAAAUCAGUGGUGAUUGGAAAGAUCUGUUAUUCCGGUUAAACACUCUAAACCAGUGGUUCUCAACUGGUCAGGCCUCGGGACGCACUUUUUUCCUUUGUCAAUAAAUCGCGACCCGACAUUUGCUUAUUUGCUUUUCAGCAGACAAAAUCAAAUAAAGUGAAGUACAGUGCAUAUAUCCCUUAUAUCCCUUCACAGAACUAAAGUAUGCUUUUAAAAAAGUUUAAUGAGAUGAUGGAAUCAAAGCUGCACUGUAUAACAUAAAAAGGCACACAUGCUGAAAACCCAACCCCAGUAGGGGGGUCUGGGGGGAUCCUCCCCCAGGAGAUUUUUUGAAAUGCUAACAUAUAAACUACGCAUUCUGGCAGGGCCAUCCCUGGCCAUUUUGUGGCCCCACGCAAAGUUAUAUGAUGAGGCCCUCCGUGUCGCAGCGGAAAAACUGUGCCGCGCUUACACUAAUUGCGCCGCAUAACGGUGCGCUCAGUUGAGGGGCCCCUCCGCAAGAUGAGGCCCCACGUGAUCUGCGUGUAGGGAGGGACGGCCCUGCAUUCUGGUGCACUCUGAGAUUAGGCUACUACCCGACAUAUUAAUAAUAUUUGAUGCCAUUGUUUGUGUUUCACUUUGUUCUGAAGCUGAACUUGCUGCUCCUCACAGAGAGAAGAGUAAAGAGGAGAUGGUCUGUGUGAAUUACUUUAAAUUGUGGGUAAGGGUAGAUAGCUCCCAUUGUACUGUGACCUGUCAAUCAUCAAACCGGGGGUCAUAUUUCAUUAUGUGUUCAUUUAUAUCUGAAGUUGUACCCGUGGGUGUAUCUGAGUGUGGGAAAAUAUUACGCCUGAAAGACAGUCUGAAGAGACGUGAGAAUUCACAUGGGAGAAGCCAUUUGGUUGCUCAGUUUGAGACCAAAAACAUAGACAUAAAAACCAAAGUGAAUCUCCCUUUGAACAAGAAAAAGCAACGGCUGAUCUCUUAUCGUUUAGUUGAUAUCACUAGCUAAUGUGAGUUACAUUUCAUCCUGAUGCUUUUGAAGAAUCGUUGUUAAUAAAGUGAACUCUUUUUGAAAAGGAA
This is a messenger RNA of Gymnodraco acuticeps, 3160 nucleotides long. RefSeq names its product zinc finger protein 771-like. Gene Ontology annotation, cellular component: nucleus. The coding region runs from base 461 to 1879 and encodes 472 amino acids. The transcript is spliced from 2 exons. NCBI's taxonomy places the organism in Eukaryota, Metazoa, Chordata, Actinopteri, Perciformes, Bathydraconidae. The record is from RefSeq and is a predicted model, not a curated record.